This is a messenger RNA of Triticum aestivum (bread wheat), 1194 nucleotides long. RefSeq names its product BTB/POZ domain-containing protein At2g46260-like. Bases 1 to 1101 code for a protein of 366 amino acids. Gene Ontology annotation, biological process: response to red light. The transcript is spliced from 2 exons. Gene Ontology annotation, molecular function: protein binding. Gene Ontology annotation, cellular component: nucleus. The record is from RefSeq and is a predicted model, not a curated record. Lineage: Eukaryota; Viridiplantae; Streptophyta; Magnoliopsida; Poales; Poaceae.
AUGGAACUUUUAAGCUUUAUGUAUAGUGGAAAGUUGACAACAACUCAGCCGGGUCUUUUGCUCAACAUCUUGAUGGCUGCAGACAAAUUUGAGGUUGUUUCUUGCAUAAGGCAUUGCACUCAGUUGCUCAAAAGUUUGCCUAUGACCAAAGAAUCUGCAGUGCUCUAUCUGGACCAUCCAUUCUCCAUUUCAUUGGUUGCGGAAGUUCAGCAUUUGAUAGAUGCAGCCAAGCAAUUCCUUGUCAACAAAUACAAGGAUUUGACUGAGCUCCCUGAUGAACUGAUGGAAAUGCCUCUUGCUGUGAUCGAGACCAUCUUCUCGAGUACUGAGCUACAGAUAACAUAUGAAGAUACCAUAUAUGACUUCUUGCUCGAGUGGGCCUGCAAGCAUUACCAGGAAUCGGAGGCAAGGAACAUGAUAUGGAAUUCUCGGUUACUUCCGCUGGUCCGCUUCUGUCAUAUGAGCUGCACGGGACUACAUGAUAUUUUAACGUGCACUCAUAAUGAUAGAGAUCUUGAGCAAACAACUAAGCGUAUUACCGAUGUGCUUCUACACAAAGCAUAUCCGGCACACACGCAAGCUUCUCUUGCAGCUGACGCAGCAACCUCUUGGCAAGUUCCACAGCGAGCCUACAUGUGCAAACCUCUCAAAAUGGUUGAGUUUGAUCGACCCUGCCCACAAGUUAUUGCGUACAUGGAUCUAACACGCGAGGAGUGCUCCCGGCUCUUCCCGUCAAAAGAUAUAUGUUCACACCUCUUCCGGCUUGGGGGGCGGGACUUUUAUCUCGCGGCAAGCUGUGAAAUGGAUGAGCAGAGUACGUUGUACAGCUUUGGCUUUUGGAUAGCAGUCGAUAGUAUGAAGGGCUCAACAUGUCUGACGGUACGUUAUGAGUUUGCUACAAGAACAGGAUCGUCAGGAAAAUUUGUGUGCAAGCGGAAGGCAAAUGUUGACAUCACUGAUAAUUGCAUGUAUGGAUGCGAAGAUCUUUUUGAUGUUUCAUGGUCGAGGUUCAUUGCCAACGACAAUCUCUUCAUCAAUGACGUUCUGCACCUGAGAGCUGAUUUGACUUUGCCGGAGCAGCCUGAAUUACAGACCUCAUGAUGUGUCACUCAGCAAGUUAGAUCGUGCGUGUAGUAUUGUCCCCUUUGACUCGAUUUCAUUUCUAAUCUGGGACUUUGUUGGUUGGAUAGGCGG